Leishmania braziliensis MHOM/BR/75/M2904 is the source of this 3348-nucleotide messenger RNA. RefSeq lists its product as hypothetical. The coding region runs from base 1 to 3348 and encodes 1115 amino acids. The record is from RefSeq and is a predicted model, not a curated record. The transcript has a single exon. Lineage: Eukaryota; Euglenozoa; Kinetoplastea; Trypanosomatida; Trypanosomatidae.
AUGAUCUCUCCAACGCACAGUAAUGCGUCGAACACACGCAGCCGACGCCACCACACACCGCUGUUGCAGGAGCGCAGCAACUCUUUGACUCGGCGGCAGGAGAUGCUGAAGCGCCAAAGCAGCCAGUCCUCUACCUCGCCCUCCGCAUCGCAUCAGCAGGAGGCGUACUCGGAUGCAGCUAUGCCGGGCACUACCCUCGUGUGCGGUGUACGCUCCGCGUUCCCGCUCAUCCCUCUCUCCACCGAAGCGCAAAUGACAAGCGACAGUGCGGUGCAUGAGGCAAUGUCGUCGGCCUCUUCGUCUAGCCCACCACGCGGUGUACCGAUCCUGCGUCGUCCAUCAUCUCCGACCGCGGCUACCCUCUUCCAGCGCCAGCACUCCGCCAGCGGUGUGAAUGAGCCUUGCAUGAGCAGCGGCACCAACUUGGGGGGAUUACCACCUGCCUUAUGCUUGCACAAUCGUAUACCUCGUGACGCGCCUGGUAGGCCCCCGCGGGUGCGUCUGCACGAAGGAGAGCAAGACCAGCAUGCAGGUUUCGAUGCGGAAGCCGGCGCUGAAGAGGACAGCCUCCAUGAGGAGCCGGAGGAAGAUGAGGAAGACGAGGCAGAGGACACAAGGUCCACCAGCACCGAUGCUGCGUCGCCCCUUGAGAGCGCUAGUCAUUGCAGUGACGCAGGCACAGAGCGCCUCGGCGUCGUUGCGGAGGCGAUUCAACCGCUUGUUGUGUCGAACAGUAAUACAUCACCUCGAGCCUCUAAGAAGCGCGCGCUCUCCCGUUCGCAUGCGGUACCGGCGCGCGUGUCGGUGCACGUCAUCACGGAAACCAUCAUGGCCAACACACCUCAAGGGCAUCGCAGUAUUCAUUGUGACGGCAGCAGUCCGGAGGGACUCGGUGACGACCAGACCGAUAGCGCAGAAGCGCAUGAGCGCAACAGCCGCUACCUGACGCACGAGCCAGUUGAGUACCACACGGACAGUGACGAGGAUCUGUGGGAGCCGCAGCCGACGAACCGACCUCGCCUCCGCAGCGACCACGCGCAGCACGAACAAGCAGUCGUGUCGCCAUAUGUGGUGACUGCGACGACGGCUCAUCGGCGGUGUGUUCAGGCCACGAACGCCGAGGCAUCCUCGAUGAAGACAAACACAACGAGCGCCAUCUUGGCCGCGCAGCUUCUCGCGAGGACGGAGGGGCGCCACUGCUCCGCGGGUACUGGAGAAGAGACGCUCGUUAAGCGUGGUGAAGCUAUGCCAGCCAUCCUGCAGACGGUUGGGCCACGCGUGAUGUCAGCAUCCUCAGUUGAUCAUGCCCGGCAGCAGUGCACUGGCAGAGUCAACAUCGACGCUGGCGCAGCGAAGGUAGAAGAGGCGCAUCCAGCUUUGUGGCAGACGCCGGAGCAGAGGAUGAUGUCUGCCUCUGAGGCGCGACAUCGUGGGAGUCAACAGGCCGUGGAGUCUGAGGCCCCAUGGUACACGGACGCCGAUCAGCAACCGAGCGUGCUUAAGACGGUAGGCUCGUACAGCCUCUCGCGCUCCUCUGCUGAUCGAUCGCGGACAAACUCGCGGCGCAGUAUAUGCGCCUCCCUCCUCGAGCACCCCUCCGACAGACUAUUCUCAGCAGAAAAACUGUUGACCGCCAGACAGACUCUUCACAUAAGGGCAGCAGAGGAUAGCGCCGACCUGCUGCGACCCCGACGCGCCAGUCGCCGCUCCUCAGACAAGGCAUCUUCCUACUCGCCUGGGGCGCCACAGGAGAACUGCACCGCCGGUGCCACCCUACCGCCUCGCGUGCCAGUAGACAAGACUGCCGCAAAACGUCGCUACUCCCACGCCUCUUGGCACUCAACCUACACGAGCACCAACGACGGUGGGGAGGAGUACGACAGCCAUCCGUCGCUGGCAGGGCGAACGGCCCCUAAGGUGGCGGCGACGAGCACGGCGUUGGGUGCAGGUGACCGCCGCAGGAGCAAGGUGGACGAGGUCGAUCCGGUGCGUUGGCUGCACCUACACAAGGUGGAAGAGGAGGACGACAAGGAUCAGAUCAACGAGAUGAACGGCAGCAAAUACAGUGGCGAGGAGCAGCAUGCCGCAGAAGCCGAAGCUACGGGAGGUGGCGACGCCGACGAGAGUUGCAUGCCGCAGGAUCACCUGCAGGUGCCAGCGAGAUUUGUGGGGCUGGAGCAGAUCCGUCCCUAUCGCCCCAUGGCGCACGAAGGCAGCAGUGAAGACUACCGGGAUGGGUACCCCAACGUCCAUGAAGAGGUAGAUGAUAGCACAGAGUACAUCAGCUGCUACGACGUGGCCUGCCAAACAUCGCAGCACCUGCUGAACACGUUGCGAGAAGAGUGCCAGGAACGACCGCAAACCUGGCAAGGGGCGGGUGGCGAGGGCGACGUCGGCAAGACAGACUCACCGACCCCUCACUACGUUGGUGCAAGCCGGUGGAUGUGCGCUGCCGGUGUUUGCCCAAAGUGCCACCCCAGCCGGCAGUCGAGGAACGACAGCAGCGGUGGUGUCGGGAGGCGCAGAAAGCCGAUGUGGCCAUUCGUCCCGUGCAGCAGUUUGGGGUACAGCGCCCCACCUCACCUUGUCUUGUGGCAGAAGCACCAGGGGCUAGCGGCCGCGACUACUGCAGACCGCGCCGCACGCCUCCCGCCACUGCUGUCAUCUUCAGCCUCAUCGGCCCGCACGCACCCUCGCCGUUCGCCUGCAUCGUCGCGCCAGCAGCACGCUCAAAGGGCAUCGUCUGCACGGCAGCACAACAACACGUAUACUAGCAGUAGAAGUGGCAGUUGUCGUCACUACCGCCGCGACCACUACUCGCCUAUCGUCACCUCCUACCAGGGUGGGUACUGCUUCACGCGCGAGUGGGACGCACAACAGCAGCAGCGGCACCGUCAGCUGGGUGAGCUGCAGAUGGAGCAUAAAGCGCGCCGCGGGGGAACCGGGGCAGCAUACACUCCCUUGCUGCUGUUGACAAGCCAUGACAUGCAGUCGAGAGCGCGGGCUGCCGGUAAGGAGCCCGGAAAGUACCGCUACUGCAACCUGGAGUCGCAAGAGAUGAUGGUGCACACAGGGUUUGGACGCUCAGAUUUAGAGCUAGAGAUCUACAACGACACGCUACACGGGGCCCCUCUCAUCAAGGAGCAGCAGGAUGACGAUGACAGCGCGGUGAAGGCAAUUGAGAACCGAAAGGAUCGGGAGGCCAGCGUGCAGACAAAGCUGCGUUGCCCGGCGCCUCCGGCAGUAGCGGCGGUUGUUGCCGCCGCAGACAGCAGCAACCGCCACAGCAGACCCACACCUCCGGCCGCCGACGACUCAGCCAAGGCGAGUCGGUCGAGGGUGUACUGA